AUGAAGCUAUUAGAACGAUAUUCUACGUUUUUUGUUGUUUUACUGUUUAUUAUUGGAGCAACCGUUUACAAGGAGUACUUACAAGCAAAACGAUCUCAAAAUACCAUACAUAUGUCAAAAGCGAUUGGAAGGUACGAGCACCCAUUCAAUUCCUCAAUAAAAGGGCAAAAGGAAUUCCGCGUUGAUGAAAACAUACUCGAACUUUUUAAACGAUUAUCUUAUGAACUUGAAACUGGCGCAACGGUGAAUGCCAUCUCUGAAGCAUCAUAUAUGAGACAUCUACAGCCUGUUACUGCUAUUUCAAGCAACCACUUUAUAGAACUAAUGGCUCGGAUAGAUGUCAUGGAGAAAUUUUUGCCCCAAAACAUCAAAAUCAUAGUUUACGAUUUAGGACUCAAGAGACACGAGGUUGAAGAACUACGAAACAUUCCAAAUGUAGCUUACAGAGUCUUUGACUUCUCCGUUUUUCCAACAUUUGUUUUAAAUUUACAUAACUACUCGUGGAAACCGCUAAUCAUUCAAAGAAUUCUCUCUGAAUUUGGCGGAGUUCUAUGGAUGGAUACUUCGGUAGUGUUUCAAGACAGCUACGAUAAAAUUGUCCAAUAUAUGGUCGAGAAGAAUUCCAGUUUUCUGUAUUAUUUCAAACGAGCUGGCCACACUAUUUUAUCAGGGACAGAUCCACGUAUGUUAGAGUUCUUGCCGAUGAAGGGAACCAACGAAAUGAGCAAAUAUAUGCCACAAGCCGGGGCAAUACUAAUAUACAAUACGCGACUGGUGCGUGAUAAUAUUAUGAAAUGGGUUCUCGCUUGUAGCCUUAUAGAACACUGCAUCGCUCCCUCGGGACCUGCCCGCCAUUGUGAUAACUUCCCUCCGGAUAAAUUCGGCGGCUGUCACUUGUACGAUCAAUCUUUAUUCGCAAUAACCGUCUCGAACGCUUACGACUCGCUCGAGGAAAAAUACACUUUGUCGGAAGAAAUGUCGGGGUUUGCUUAUCCCUGGAGAGUAAGGAACGACAAUAUAUUGUUAAGCAAAGAGUUUGUAAUAGUAUACAUCGUUUGGGCAAUAAUAGUCAUCCUCAUAAGGUCAAUUAUAUGGAAACUAAAAUGCUUUGUUUAA
Molecule: messenger RNA, 1116 nt
Organism: Porites evermanni
Lineage: Eukaryota; Metazoa; Cnidaria; Anthozoa; Scleractinia; Poritidae
Source: the annotation of a GenBank genome assembly